Messenger RNA from Pseudoliparis swirei, 4011 nucleotides. RefSeq names its product v-crk avian sarcoma virus CT10 oncogene homolog-like (gene crkl). Lineage: Eukaryota; Metazoa; Chordata; Actinopteri; Perciformes; Liparidae. Gene Ontology annotation, molecular function: protein binding. The record is from RefSeq and is a predicted model, not a curated record. The coding region runs from base 947 to 1867 and encodes 306 amino acids. The transcript is spliced from 3 exons. Gene Ontology annotation, biological process: positive regulation of ERK1 and ERK2 cascade.
GAAAGCGGGACCUGCCCUCCCGUCGCCAUUUUUCGGUCUCGUACUCGUACUUCUGGUGUCUCGGGUGAGGGGGGGGGGGACGAGCAGAGAUAAGGGAAACAUCAAAUACUGAACCCGUUAAGCCGUUAUCCCUCGCGAGCGGUCGGAAAUACGCGCGCGAGCUUCAGCAUAACGGCGUGGCACCUGAGAUGAACGCGCAGGAGACGCGCCGCUGCUGUGAAAUCUUUUUUUGUGUGAAGACGUGUUGCGGGCCGCCAUUUUUUGCUCCGCUGCCUCAAAAGUCUGCUCCGGCUCGAGAAAGGAGAUUCAAAAACGCAUUUUUCAUGACUUGUACCUCACAGUGAGACCACGAAGAGACGAAGUAGUCCGCUCGUUUCCGACCUGUGGCCACUGGCGACUUUUUCUCUGGCCGACAGAUGUAAAACCGAGUCUACCUUUUCCGUUCUCAGAACUGACACUGACUGGAGGAGAUACAAUUAUUAGACGCCUGGUGUUUCUCGGAAGGCGGAACGAAAAAGGGAAGCUUCAUUGAUCCGCUGUUGCUUUGGUCUUCGUCGGCGUUUGGCCGUCGCAAGUUUGUAGUUGUUUUUUUGUGUGUAUUUUGGCCGCUGAAACAAUCCUUUGACUGCGGAACACAGGAACCACAUAAUGGUCCAAAGUUGGAUCAAGCCAGUCGCAGCCUGUCUCUGAAACACGUCAGGCUGUUUGUGUUUUCUGUUGCCUGGUUGUUUUUUUGAUCCGCGGUCUCUAGAGUCGGCAGCGUUUGUGCAGGACUCCCGGGGCGACGAGUGCCCUGCCCUGCAUCUUUCUCAACCCUCCGGCUGCCUGUGAUUAACUCUUAACAAACGCGCGCACGCGUUUAAAAAAAACCGUAUUGUCUCGUCUAUUUUGUAAUGUGUCCUUCUUAUUUUUAAAUCUUUAUUAACUUAUUUUUUCGGGAGCAGAAAUGUCAAACGCUCGGUUUGAUUCGUCUGAUCGGUCCGCCUGGUAUGUUGGACCCGUGUCGCGACAAGAGGCUCAGAACCGGUUACAGGGACAGCGGCACGGCAUGUUUCUGGUUCGCGACUCGUCGACCUGCCCCGGCGACUACGUGCUGUCGGUGUCCGAGAACUCCAAAGUGUCUCACUAUAUCAUCAACUCUUUGCCCAGCAAGAGGUUUAAAAUCGGCGACCAAGAAUUCGAGCACCUCCCGGCUCUCCUGGAGUUCUACAAAAUCCACUACCUGGACACGACCACGCUCAUCGAGCCAGCCCCCAGGUACCCAAGCACAGUGAGCGGUCCUAUCCAGCCCAUGGGAGGCCCAGAUGAGAACCUGGAGUAUGUGCGGACUCUGUACGACUUCAUUGGCAGCGACGCAGAGGACCUUCCCUUCAAGAAGGGGGAGGUCCUCGUCAUCCUCGAGAAGCCCGAGGAGCAGUGGUGGAGCGCCAAGAGUAAAGAGGGACGUGUCGGGAUGAUCCCUGUGCCCUACGUGGAGAAAUUGGUCCGGCCAUCACCUCAACCCGGCCAACCUUCCCAUGGAUCUCGCAACUCCAACAGCUAUGGGAUCCCCGAGCCCUCCCACGCUCUCGUCCACGCCUACGCCCAGCCUCAGACGCCAUCGCCAUUGCCCCCCGGAUUGCCUGGAGCAGUUAUCAGCCCUCUACCGUCCGUGCAGAACGGCCCCGUCAUGGCAAAAGCCAUCCAGAAACGAGUGCCCUGCGCCUAUGACAAAACUGCUCUUGCUUUAGAGGUUGGUGACAUCGUCAUGGUUACUCGGAUGAACAUCAGCGGCCAGUGGGAGGGAGAGGUAAAUGGACGGAGGGGUCUCUUCCCGUUCACCCAUGUCAAAAUCAUAGACCCCCAGAACCCGGAUGAGAGUGACUGACCCACGAGUUCGACCGGACCGUCGCGUCAGUAUUUCCUGUAGCUGAAUCUGCUGGCUGUGUCCACCUCUCCCGCCAGCGUCACCACGGUUACGUGCUUGCCUGCUUCGGGCUGUACCAUGACAGCGACCCCUCUUGUUGCCAACCGUUGUAAGGCUUUCUGACUGUUUACAGCUUUGGACAUUGGUUCCAAACUAAAAAAAACCUGACCCCUCUUCUCCCCGUCCCCUUUCCCCACAGCUGGGCAGUGUUUGGUUGUUUUUUGCAUUUGUGUCCUUUUCAUUUCCAGAUCACUGGGCGUCAGUGUGAGUCUGAAUGUGUAUGUGCGGAUGUAUGUAUAAUUGUGUAUGUGUGUGUGUGAUCACAAUAGAUAUAUAGCACAUUACAUCACAACAUGGUUUUUUUUGUUUUUCCUCUCCUAAUAUCUGUUAUGUUUGAAGUAUUGGGGACUUUAGAAAGUGUCGGUGUUUGUUUUGUUGUGAGGAUGUUUGUGCAAAGUAGGGAAGGCAAUAUCCCGACGGACUUUGGAGAGCACUGAGGCGAUGAGGAGAGAACCAGCCAGUCAAAUGUUAUGUCUCCAAACAAUCAAGUCACUGUUGUACCUUAACCAUCACACACACACACACACACACACACACACUGGCCAUGAGUGUUAUUCAGGUUGACAGUUUCUUUUGUUUUUCUACGUGCAUGUGAUGUGUGACUGACGUCAGGAGGAAGCAGGAAAGAGGUUUGAGGAAGAGCUUGGUUGUACCUUGACAUAAUAUAUCCCCUCCACUCUUCAACCUGGCACAUGUCUGGCUGACGAGACUUAUUUAUAAUAUGUUAAUAAGACAUGACACGGCCAUAAGUGAUGUUAUUUGUGCCACAUGAUCAAAUAUAGUUUUUAUUUUGUUAGUUUCAACAAAAAAAUGGUGUGACAUUGAGAGGAUGUGUUGUAGAGUGCUGACUGCAUGUCCACUCGGUACCUCUCUUUACGGUCCUUCGUAUUAUUUUGAACAGGGAGGACAUUGCUUGGAGGUGAGUAGGCGUUUGGAUCGGACAGCGCCGAGCACUAAAAGAGGUUUCUGCUUUCUGAGUGCCACGCUUCAAACGGCACGGAGCAACACCGCGGCCCUGGCCAGCACUUUCCCACAAGCGUCCGACUAAAUGGCCGAAGGCGUUCCACUGAGGCGGCGAUGCCCGCGUUCAGUGGCUCAGGUCAGGGGAGGAGUUAAUGCUUCAGCAAGCCAAUGAGAAUCCCAUCAAUGCCUUUUUCCAGAGUAAGAUCAAUGCAUCCUUCUUCUUCUUUUUAGCGCAUGCUCUGCAAACUUGUGUUUUUAAAUGCCGUGUUGCUCGCGUCAGGUUUGGGAUUUCAACCAUCUUUGUUACGUCGAUAUCCGUCUGUGCACAACUCGCCUCUUUGUUCCGACUGAGCUGCCACCAGCGUGGCCAGUAGGAGCAGCCAGUUAAGCAGUUGUGUAAACGAUGCCACGCCCACAUUUUCUGCUGUAAAAAUGCCUCUGCGCCUCAUGCUUUCCCUUCAAAUCAGUGCUCAGCCAUUCACUCAGUCAUAUUGUGCAGCUCUUAGUCGUAUCCCCUUAUUUUCUUUUUUUUCUGCCAGUUUAUAGUCGGCUAUUAAAUCGAGCAUUUUCUUAAAACGAUUGGUGUUCUUAAACUUGCGUGUCUACGGUGACAUUUACAAAAGGGAAAGCUGCCUGCCGGUUGCCUCUGUGCAUGACCUCUUGGCCGGGGGGGGGGGGGUUCUGCCUGGCCAAAUGCUGCUUAAUGCCAUUGUUCUCCUUAUUGAAUCCAGUUGAUCUCAUUGUAAUCCCCCCUGGGCUGCACACUCACACCAGUGUGGGUUGUUCUCAUCAAACUCAAUGAAAUCUACUAAUUAAACAAUACGCCCCGAUUCUUUCCUUUGUUGAUGUGAACUUGCUUUUCUCUUGCUUCCGAGUUGUUUUGUAAUGUGGCAUUAACAGUAUUACUGUGCUCUCUUCUCAUAUUCUAGGAAAGUCUGUCUUUUACUUAAGAAUUGAAAAUUGUGCCUUUUUAUUUUCUUAAACCAUUUACAUGUGUUAAUAUUUCCCAUGGUUAACACCUGUGCUGGUAAUGACCCUUUAUGUACAGAACAAGUAAAUAAAAUUUACGUCUACUUCUUUAA